Messenger RNA from Aspergillus campestris IBT 28561, 1461 nucleotides. RefSeq lists its product as uncharacterized. The record is from RefSeq and is a predicted model, not a curated record. Bases 1 to 1461 code for a protein of 486 amino acids. The transcript has a single exon. NCBI's taxonomy places the organism in Eukaryota, Fungi, Ascomycota, Eurotiomycetes, Eurotiales, Aspergillaceae.
AUGCAACACCUGCAAGAAUUAGAAUCUCGAAUGGAUCAGCUGAUUUCCGAAAACCGUCUUCUUCUCGCCGCCCGGGAGGCUGCUGAAGAUAAAUUGCGUCGGACUAGCGUCGCCCGUCGCAGAAGCGAUAACGCCCUGAACCGUAGCGACGCCGACCUGCGCGACCGGUCCGCGGAGGUCGAGCAGCUCCAGAAUUCAGUGGACUGGCUCCAGAAAGAAGUGGCCCGUCUGACUGAAGAAAAUGACGGGCUCCUCGCCGCCAAUACCGACCUUACCCAGUCCCAUACCCAGGAGCUCCAGACCCUGCAACAAUCGUCCACUCGCGAGCUCGGCGACCUGCGCUCGCAGCACGAACAACUGACAACCACCGUGCAAGAUCGAGUGCGGCAGGAGGUCGAGACCGCCCUGUCUCAGAAAAAUCAGGAGCUGCGCCGCCUGCGCCAGGAGCUUGAAAGCGCCCGCGAUAAGGUUCAGGAGCUGCAACAGCAGAUCGCGGCGUCAAUGAACGAUGGUGUGCUCGUCUUCCGAGACGAGGACUACUUCGACGCGGCGUGCCAGAAGCUCUGCGGUCACAUCCAACAAUGGGUGCUCCGCUUCUCCAAGCACUCGGACCACCGGCGGUGCCGCAAAUUGGGCGACCUUCAGGAUGAGAAGAUCGCCGACCGGUUCGACAACGCCGUCCUCGAUGGCUAUGACACGGAUUCCUACCUCACCGAUCGUGUCCGUCGCCGCGACGUGUUCAUGUCGGUCGUGAUGACGAUGGUCUGGGAGUUCAUCUUCACGCGCUACCUCUUCGGCAUGGACCGCGAGCAACGGCAAAAACUCAAGUCGCUGGAGAAGCAGCUGGCCGAGAUCGGGCCCCGCACCGCCGUGCACCGCUGGCGAGCCACCACCCUCACUCUGCUGGCCAAGCGACCGGCGUUCUCCCGCCAGCGGGAGAGUGACACUGAAGCGGUGGCCCUAGAGAUCUUUGAGACGCUGUCGCGUAUCCUGCCCCCGCCCACUCACGUGGAGGCGCAGCUGCUGGAAUCGCUGCGCAAGGUGCUGCGCGUCGCCGCCGCGCUGUCCAUCGAGAUGCGCACGCAGCUGGCGGAAUACAUCAUGCUGCCACCGCUGCAGCCUGAGUACGACACCAACGGGGAUCUCACGCGACAGGUCUCCUUCAACGCGGCGCUGAUGAACGAGCGCAGCGGCGAAACCACCUCCAACGAGGAACUGGAGUCCCAGCAGGCCGUGGUCCGCGUCGUCCUGUUCCCGCUAGUGGUGAAGAAGGGCAACGACCUAGGCGAGGGCGAAGACGAGGUGGUCGUGUGCCCGGCGCAGGUCCUCGUUGCCCGCCCGGAGAAAGACAAGCGGGUGGUCAAGGUGCUCAGUGGGGAUCGCAUGUCGGUUGACACGCGGUCUGUCCACAGCAUCGCCCCGUCGUCGAUGAUGGACAUGACUGGAAGCAAUAUGAUUUGA